This is a messenger RNA of Aspergillus vadensis CBS 113365, 660 nucleotides long. Its product is annotated as cation-transporting P-type ATPase PCA1. The transcript is spliced from 3 exons. Gene Ontology annotation, molecular function: nucleotide binding. The record is from RefSeq and is a predicted model, not a curated record. NCBI's taxonomy places the organism in Eukaryota, Fungi, Ascomycota, Eurotiomycetes, Eurotiales, Aspergillaceae. The coding region runs from base 1 to 660 and encodes 219 amino acids.
AUGGCCCUAACCGUUCCUGAGCCCAAGAGCUUUACUGGUAAAGGUGUCGAGACCACCGUGGGCGGCCGGAGACUCCAAGCAGGCAAUUCUCGCUGGCUGGAUUUAUCGGAACAUGAACUUGUCCAACCAAUGCUUGCUCAAGGAUACACUGUUUUCUGCUUUUCUAUAGACAAUGCCUUACAUGCGGUCUUUGCUCUUGAGGAUGAGCUUCAACCUGACGCUGCGGGGACGAUUGAGACCUUGCAGAAGCGUGGUGUCUCGCUUAGCAUUCCUGGAAAUAAUGUUCGUUCUCAAAGCUCGCCCGCCGACAAGAGGGAUUAUAUCCAGAUGCUCCUUGGUACAGGUGCGGACCGCAAGGAACCGGUUGUUGUUUUCUGCGGCGAUGGCACCAACGACGCCGUUGCUCUCGCGCAGGCUACGAUCGGCGUCCGCAUGAACGAAGGCACAGAUGUCGCGCAAUACGCCGCGGAUGUGGUAUCUCAUGCGGCCUUCUCUGGCUGGCAUCCCCACCAUGAUGGACUCCAGUCGGGAAUCUUCCUUCUCGUUGCGGGUGCUUUUGUCGAUGCGAGAAUUUCUCCACAGUUUGCGGGACUAGGAGAAUUGGUGAGUGUGUUACCAGUAAUUGCCGCUGCGUUGCUUCUACGCUGGCCGAAGAUCUAG